Messenger RNA from Erythranthe guttata (spotted monkey flower), 1181 nucleotides. Lineage: Eukaryota; Viridiplantae; Streptophyta; Magnoliopsida; Lamiales; Phrymaceae. The record is from RefSeq and is a predicted model, not a curated record.
GAAGAAACCAUACACAAUCUCUUUUCUCUAUUGAAAAUGGAGAAGAAGCACGUGCUUGAUAACGACGAUGAACUUCUAGAGCGGCGCACUGGAUGGGACGGCCAACAUCUCGUCAACUACGAGGGCUUUUGGUUCCCGGAGAUGUUUCUCCCAUCAAUACGGUCCUCUCGAAACAACUUCGUCGCAAAAAACACCGACAUAAUAUUAGCAACGGUUCCCAAGUCAGGAACCACCUGGUUGAAAGCCCUCACUUUUUCCGUCGCCAAUCGCGGUAUCUACGCCGUCGAUCAAAGCCCUCUACUCAAAUCAAACCCUCACAAACUCGUGCCUUUCAUCCAAGAAUAUAUCGGUGACGAACAUGAUAAGCUGCUACCGAUGGAAAAUGUUUCCGACCCGAGAAUCUUGUCGAGCCACGUGCCUUUUGUCAUGCUGCCUUAUUCCGUCGCUAAAUCCGAAUGCAAGAUUAUCUACUUGUGCAGAAACCCUCUGGACCAGUUCAUCUCGCUCCACCACUUCUUCGCCAGCAACAAGAUCGAAAAAGAGGCCGUCCCACUUGGGUUCGAGGAAUCUUUCGACAUGUUCUGUCAAGGAAUCAUCGGAUUCGGCCCGUUUUGGGAGCAUAUGAUUGGGUACUGGAACGCCCAUUUGGAGAACCCUAAAAAAGUGUUGUUUCUAAAGUACGAGGAUUUGAAAGAGGACAUUGUUCUCAAUGUGAAGAAGAUUGCCGAGUUUAUGGGGUGCCCUUUUUCGGAGGAGGAAGUCGGAAAAGGGGUGGUGGAAGAAAUAUCGAAGCUGUGCAGCUUCGGGAAUUUGAAGAAUUUGGAGGUGAACAAGAAUGGAUAUGUUAUGGACGGUGUGUUGAAAAACAAUACAUUUUUCAGAAAGGGAGAAGUCGGAGAUUGGGCGAAUUAUCUGAGUUCUGAAAUGGCUGAACGCAUGAAGAAACUCAUGGAGAUCAAGUUCGAGGGCUCUGGUUUAACUUUCAAGAUCUGAAGUCAAGUCGAUCAAUCACUGAAUUAAGCUGUGAUUGUUUUGUUAUGUAUUUUAUUAAUAUUCUUCGAUUUCGAAUGCAUAUUAUAUUUUGUUGUUGUUGUUGUUGUUGUUGUUGUUGUUGUUGUUGUUGUUGAUUUGGAUCGAAAUAAAUGUAACUUUGGUGUUUUUGUUGAUUUAACAUUUGUGCU